This is a messenger RNA of Manis javanica (Malayan pangolin), 1713 nucleotides long. It is a transcript of the gene NR2F6, whose product is annotated as nuclear receptor subfamily 2 group F member 6. Gene Ontology annotation, molecular function: sequence-specific DNA binding; DNA-binding transcription factor activity; zinc ion binding. Lineage: Eukaryota; Metazoa; Chordata; Mammalia; Pholidota; Manidae. Gene Ontology annotation, biological process: regulation of DNA-templated transcription. The record is from RefSeq and is a predicted model, not a curated record.
AUGGCCAUGGUGACCGGCGGCUGGGGCGGCCCCGGCGGCGGCGGCGACACGAACGGCGUGGACAAGACGAGCGGCUAUCCGCGCGCGGCUGAGGAAGACUCAGCCUCACCCACUGGUGCCGCCAGCGACGCUGAGCCGGGCGACGAGGAGCGGCCGGGGCUGCAGGUGGACUGCGUGGUGUGCGGGGACAAGUCUAGCGGCAAGCACUACGGCGUCUUCACCUGUGAGGGCUGCAAGAGCUUCUUCAAGCGGAGCAUCCGCCGCAACCUCAGCUACACCUGCCGGUCCAACCGUGAUUGUCAGAUUGACCAGCAUCACCGAAACCAGUGCCAAUACUGCCGCCUCAAGAAGUGCUUCCGGGUCGGCAUGAGGAAGGAGGCGGUGCAGCGCGGCCGUAUUCCGCACUCGCUGCCCGGCGCAGUGGCUGCCUCCUCGGGCAGCCCCCCGGGCUCAGCGCUGGCGGCGGCGGCGGGCGGAGACCUGUUCCCGGGGCAGCCGGUGUCGGAGCUGAUCGCGCAGCUACUGCGCGCGGAGCCUUACCCCGCGGCGGCCGGGCGCUUUGGCGCGGGCGCGGCGGGAGCGUUCGGCGCGGGGGGCGGCGCGGCGGGCGCCGUGCUGGGCAUCGACAACGUGUGCGAGCUGGCGGCGCGGCUGCUCUUCAGCACCGUGGAGUGGGCGCGCCACGCGCCUUUCUUCCCCGAACUGCCCGUGGCCGACCAGGUGGCGCUGCUGCGCCUCAGCUGGAGCGAGCUCUUCGUGCUGAACGCGGCGCAGGCGGCGCUGCCUCUGCACACCGCGCCGUUGCUGGCCGCCGCAGGCCUGCACGCUGCACCCAUGGCCGCCGAGCGUGCUGUGGCCUUCAUGGACCAGGUGCGCGCCUUCCAGGAACAGGUGGACAAGCUGGGCCGCCUGCAGGUCGACUCGGCCGAGUAUGGCUGCCUCAAGGCCAUCGCACUCUUCACUCCCGAUGCAUGUGGCCUCUCGGACCCAGCACACGUGGAGAGCCUGCAGGAGAAGGCGCAGGUGGCCCUCACCGAGUACGUGCGGGCCCAAUACCCGUCCCAGCCCCAGCGCUUUGGGCGCCUGCUGCUGCGGCUCCCAGCCCUGCGCGCCGUCCCGGCCUCCCUCAUCUCCCAGCUGUUCUUCAUGCGCCUGGUAGGUAAGACGCCCAUUGAAACGCUGAUCCGAGAUAUGCUGCUGUCGGGAAGUACCUUCAACUGGCCCUAUGGCUCAGGCCAGUGACUGGACAGGGCCUGGUGCACUGUGGCUGGGUCUACAGACCUCAAGGGAUGUGGAUGAUUGGGUCUGGAGUGCGGCCCCAGGUGGAGGACCCUGGCUUCUCUCAGACUAUUUUUUAAAGACUGAAAUGCUUGUCUUUUCUUUUUUUAAAAUGAUCAUGAAACCAAAAAGAGACUGAUUGUCCAGACUCCAGCUUCAUCCUCCCCGGAACCCCUGGCCAAGAUGGGGGGUGGGAGGGACUGAGGGUCCAAUCCUGGGACAGCCCGGUCCCUCAGUGCCCCGUGCAUGAACUUGUGGGACAGUGGGGUUGGCUUCCCUGUGUCAUGGACAAAGGCCUGAUGUCUGGACUAGAAGGGCAGCCACUGGCCAGGCAGGGGUAGCGUGUGGCAGGUGGAUCCUCUGGACGUGUAAUCCAUGUUGGACACUACAUGAUGAAUGAAUUAAGGCCAAUAAUAAAGACAUUUCCUACCCACA